AAUGUCUGCUUUCGAGACUCCCCAUCCAACGCUGGAGGGCCAGAGUCAGGCCUUCAAGCUGCCCUCUUCAAAACCGCAAUACUCUCCAACUUUUUCGCCUGUUCCGAAUACCACCGGCCAGACUCUGUCGCCUCCAGUAGAGUUGCCCGACGACCAUAAAGCAGCCAAUCGUACCACCUCACGAAACCUCAAGGAGAAUGCAGAGAAUCGUCCAAGAUUCCGUUCGGGAAAAUCGCAUCGUCAAUGAUCGAGGACUUUGGUCUCAGUGACCUUGACCUCAGGGGGUAUAGUACCUCCGACCACAAAUCUACGCUCGAAAAGGCGACAAAGCAGGUCAACUUCCCGAUCUUCUACUUCGUCGCGUUCGCGCGCGAGUAGCAGAGAUUCUCGCCCACCCCACACCCACAAGGCCCGGUCCUCGCGUGCGUCUCUCCCAGUUCCAACCCUUCAAACCACUGGCCAGGCAAACCCGCCAAAACUCGACCUCUUGACGUUACCCAAGUCUCAACCCAAGUCUAAGUCCAAGUCAAAAGCGAAGCCAAAGCUAGUCUUCUCCGCCUCAUCGCCCGUCGCGCCUGCCCUUCUUGCCAGUCCGUUCGUUUCGAGAGCAUCUUCGCCGGUUGAAUUCCCCAAAGAGCGGCGCGAGGUAAAGGUGAAAUACAAGUCGAAGGCAAGUAUGAAAAAGGCGCAUAUAUCCACCCAAAAGCCUGCUUUUUCGGAGGCUGAAGAAGAUAACAGAAGGAUGAACAUGGCACCGCCUCUCGCACCAGGCGCUGCGCACAAGAACGACAUGAAACGAGUGUUAGCGGACACUUUCUUCGAUCCUAAUGUACCUACACAACAUCGGCACAUGCGUGGCCGUCCUUCCAAUGUUGCGGGCAUGAAGAAGAAAAACACGCAAACUCAGAGUCUGAGCGUCAACGCGUCACCAACGUCCCACCAUCCUACGUCAGGGAGGGAGAACGAAGUUCCGGUCAGGCAACAAGAAGGCAAGCCGCCAGCUUGGAAAGACCGCCGCACAUCUGCGCCAAGUGCCCUUACACGACCGCGUCCGAAGGCGAAGCCUGUCGUUCCCGCAAGACUGUCUUCCCAUGGUGUCAUAGCAAAACGUGCUACGAGCACCAAAUACCCAGAAAGCGGCCAAUCAAACAGUCAUCUUCCUUCUCCUGGACUCGUUAAAAAUAUCGACACUCGCGCACUUCUUCCUCCCACUCCACCAGCAGCAGAAGGCGAACUACGACAUGGAUACGAAAGUGACGCAGAUCCUUUUAAGUGGAUGCACGCUCGGCAGGAUGUAGAUUUCAACCGACCGCCGUCGCAGAUGUCGAUGGUUCUAGGGUCUUUUGACCUUGAUGUGGAAAUCGAUGCGAUUGGCACUACUGGUUGGGGAUGUGGCGACGAGGUCUUUUGGAGUAGCAGCGAAGGCGAAGACGAAGAUGAGGACGAGAGAGAAAUCGUGCAAAUGAGCAGGAAGAAAUUGGUUGCUGACAGUCGGGUUUUAGAAGACGCGACUCAUCUCGGCUUCGAAGGCUUUGCGGAGGAGGUGCACGGCGCGUCAACUCCAUUUGCCAACCACAAGGGGCUGGUGAAGGCGCAAAGCCUUCCGACUCUUCACUCCGACCUCGAUGUUGACGUUCGCAGAAAGAUGGCUGGAAAGGCCAGGACGAUGUCGAUGACAACCGCGUUGCACGCGGGGUUGGCCGCAGAUGAAGAUAACGACAACGGAGGCGAGGAGGAUAUGGAGUUUACAGACCCUGUUGAUGGUACCCAGCUGGCCUUCGCUGAAGACAAGACCACUGCUACGUCGCGUCACAACUCGAAGUAUAAUUCCUGGGUCACCGACAGCAUCAUCUCGCCACCGACGAUCUAUCGUGUAGGCCGCAAGGAGUCCCACGAUGACGAAGAAGUUGAUGAGGAAGAGUCGCUUUCCAGUUCACUGUUGCAUAGUCGAUCGAGGGCGAGGCAAGAAGCACCAGACAUGGAGAUGGUGCUGCCUGAGAGGCAGCUGAGCUCGCCGUUUAGGUUGGACUACUGCUCAACAAGUUCAAGCUCUUCCGACAGCCUGGAUCAACAAGAUGAAAAUCAUGAUCAGGGACAACAGCCGGAGGAACAGGAGGAACGCGCCGAAGGAACCACGAACGACAAAGAAACCCGUCCUGCUGCGAAGAGGACUCGAAGCGGUACAAUCGUGCCCACGAAGUCAAUCGCUGCGCCUGCUGUCAUCAGUACUGCGGCUAGGAGGACACGAACUGGGACGAUCGUCGGUCCUUUACCACCGACAUCUGCGGCAGGUGGUUCUAGCAGGAGGUCGAGGAGUGGAACGAUCUUGGCUGGUUCUAACUCUCUUCUUAGCGUCGAACGCGCGAGCAAUGCCGUCAACAUUGGCGAGGCAAGGCGUACGCGGAGUGGGACCAUCGUUGCGGCCAACGCUGGAUCUUCGAAUGGUGGCAUUCGGGGCAGGGUCAGGAGUGGAUCUGUCUUGGCUGGCCAGGGUAUGCCUGAGGGGAAACACCCCCAGGGGGAUGAGCCUAAAACCCCAGAAAGCAUCAACAGGAGCCUUGUGGUCGGCGACAACCCCCAUAUCGCCGAAUGUGAACGAGAUGCCGACGCCGACGCCGAACCUCAGCCAGGAGCAGACGCAGACGUGGAAGGGUUCGCCGACUCGCUUUACGUCCCGCGGCUCACAUCCUCGCCCGAUCCCAUCGACUUCUUACGCUUUUCACGGAUUGUUGAGGACGAAGAAGACCAAUUUGUUUUUGCUUUGGGUACCACUUCUAGCCAGACGGCAAGUGCUACUGCUGGUGGGUCUAAUCAUGCACUCAGCGGAGUCAAGGAAAUGACGUGGUGCGUCGCUGACGAACCACCCUCGCCGGAGAUCAUUAGGAAGAGGGACGUUCGGCCCGUUACCGCCACUGGAGGGAUUUUGCGUUCGAAGGCCAGAAGAGGUCGCGCUGUGAGCGGAGGACGGAUGAAGAGUAGAACGAGCGGAGGGAAAGCGAGGUUUGCGGUCGUCGUUCCGAAGGAUGGCGAUUUGGUCGAGGUGGAUGAAGGUGCUGGUGAGGAGGACAACUUGAGCGAUGACGAAUUGUUGCUGGUCGACGGAUCGACUACGGAGCUUUUGCUAUG
Cyclocybe aegerita is the source of this 3126-nucleotide messenger RNA. Lineage: Eukaryota; Fungi; Basidiomycota; Agaricomycetes; Agaricales; Hemipholiotaceae. The record is from the annotation of a GenBank genome assembly.